This is a messenger RNA of Oncorhynchus keta (chum salmon), 5581 nucleotides long. It is a transcript of the gene pds5b, whose product is annotated as PDS5 cohesin associated factor B. Gene Ontology annotation, biological process: DNA repair; mitotic sister chromatid cohesion. Gene Ontology annotation, cellular component: nucleus; chromatin. The record is from RefSeq and is a predicted model, not a curated record. The coding region runs from base 135 to 4373 and encodes 1412 amino acids. Lineage: Eukaryota; Metazoa; Chordata; Actinopteri; Salmoniformes; Salmonidae. The transcript is spliced from 35 exons.
CCACGGCUGCUGUCGGAGCAAAUUGGCGCCAUUUUGAAGAUAGGAGGGGGGAAGAGAGCUGCAAGAGACAGAGAGAGAGGAUACAAUUCAUUGCAAUUCAUUAAAAAAAAAACAAGGAGUACUGAGCUGGGAGUAUGGCUCACUCUAAGUCUCGAGCGGCCGAUGGGAAGAUCACCUACCCUCCGGGGGUCAAGGAGAUCUCCAGCAACAUCUCCAAGGAGGAGAUGGUCCGCCGACUCAAGAUGGUGGUGAAAACAUUCAUGGACAUGGAUCAGGACAGUGAGGAGGAGAAGGAGUUGUACCUGAACCUGGCUCUCCAUCUGGCGUCUGACUUCUUCCUGAAGCACCCCGACAAGGACGUUCGCCUCCUAGUGGCCUGCUGCUUGGCCGACAUUUUCAGAAUCUACGCCCCAGAGGCCCCCUACACAUCACCUGAUAAACUGAAGGAUAUCUUCAUGUUCAUCACUCGCCAGCUGAAAGGACUGGAGGACACCAAGAGUGCUCAGUUUAACAGAUACUUCUACCUGCUGGAGAACAUAGCGUGGGUGAAGUCCUAUAACAUCUGCUUUGAGCUGGAGGACAGCAAUGAGAUCUUUACUCAGCUCUACAGGACCCUGUUCCAGGUCAUCAACAACGGGCACAACCAGAAGGUGCACAUGCACAUGGUGGAUCUGAUGAGUUCCAUCGUCUGUGAGGGAGACAGCGUGUCACAGGAACUACUGGACACUGUGCUGGUCAAUCUGGUGCCUGCACACAAGAACCUGAACAAGCAGGCGUAUGACCUGGCCAAGGCUCUGCUGAAGAGAACAGCUCAGGCUAUAGAGCCCUACAUCACUAAUUUCUUCAACCUGGUGUUGAUGUUGGGGAAGACGUCUGUCAGUGAUCUGUCAGAACAUGUGUUUGACCUGAUCCUGGAGCUCUACAACAUAGACAGCCAUCUACUGCUGUCUGUACUACCACAGCUAGAGUUUAAACUGAAGAGUAAUGAUAAUGAUGAGCGUCUCCAGGUGGUCAAGCUGUUAGCUAAGAUGUUUGGAGCCAAAGACUCGGAGCUGGCAGCACAGAACAAACCCCUGUGGCAGUGUUACCUGGGCAGGUUCAAUGAUAUCCACGUGCCCAUCAGACUGGAGUGUGUCAAGUUUGCCUCCCACUGUCUCAUGAACCACCCAGACCUGGCCAAGGACCUCACAGAAUUCCUGAAGGUUAGGUCACAUGACCCCGAGGAGGCCAUCCGUCACGAUGUCAUCGUCUCCAUAGUAACGGCGGCCAAGAAGGACCUGACUCUGGUAAACGACGCCCUGCUGAACUUUGUCAAGGAGAGGACUCUGGACAAGAGGUGGCGUGUGCGUAAAGAGGCCAUGAUGGGAUUGGCUCAGAUCUAUAAGAAGUACUCUCUCCAGGGAGAGGGGGGCAAGGAGGCAGCCAAUCAGAUCUCCUGGAUCAAAGAUAAACUACUACACAUCUACUACCAGAACAGCAUCGAUGACAGGUUGUUGGUAGAGCGUAUCUUUGCCCAGUACAUGGUACCUCACAACCUGGAGACCACAGAGAGGAUGAAGUGUUUGUAUUAUCUCUACGCUACCCUGGACACUAACGCUGUCAAGGCUCUGAAUGAGAUGUGGAAGUGUCAGAACAUGUUGAGACACCAUGUCAAAGAUCUCCUGGACCUGGUCAAACAGCCCAAGUCUGAUGCGGGUAGCAAGGCGGUGUUUGCCAAGGUUAUGGUGAUUACGAGGAACCUUCCAGACCCAGGCAAGGCCCAGGACUUUGUGAAGAAGCUAGCCCAGGUCCUGGAUGAUGAUGAGCGGAUCAGAAACCAACUAGAGACCCUGGUCUCACCGGCCUGCUCCUGCAAACAGGCCCAAGUCUGUGUGAGAGACAUCACUAAGAAGUUAGGCAGUCCCAAACAGCCCAGUAAUCCCUUCUUAGAGAUGGUCAAGUUCCUGCUGGAAAGAAUUGCUCCUGUACACAUUGACACACUCAGUCUCAGUGCUCUGGUAAAGCAGGUGAACAAGUCGAUAGAUGGAACAGCUGAGGAUGAUGAAGAGGGAGUUCCUACCGAACAGGCCAUCAGGGCAGGACUGGAACUACUCAAGGUCCUGUCGUUCACCCACCCGGUGUCGUUCCACUCUGCGGAGACGUUUGAAUCCCUGUUGGGCUGUCUCAAGAUGGAUGACGAGAAGGUGGCCGAGGCGGCGCUGCAGAUAUUUAAAAACACAGGGAGCAAGAUGGAGGAGAGCUUCCCUCACAUCAAGUCUGUUCUGCUGCCAGUACUGCAGACCAAAGCUAAGAGAGGACCACCUCGCCAGGCCAAAUAUGCCAUCCACUGUAUACAUGCCAUGUUCACACACAGAGACACACACUUCGCUCAGAUCUUUGAGCCGCUGCAUAAAGGCCUGGACCUCGAGGACCUGGAUCAGCUGAUAACUCCUCUCACCACUCUGGGUCACCUGGCUCUGCUGGCCCCAGAACAGUUUGCCGCUCCGCUCAAAUCACUGGUGGCCAACUUCAUAGUCAAGGACCUGCUCAUGAGCGACAGGAUCCCAGGUAAGAAGACCACCAAGCUGUGGGUUCCUGAUGACGAGGUGUCUUCUGAAACCCUGGCCAAGAUCCAGGGUAUCAAGUUGAUGGUGAGGUGGUUGCUGGGCGUAAAGAACACCCUGUCUAAGUCUGGUAACUCCACUCUGAGGAUGCUGACUGCUAUACUUCACAGUGAUGGAGACCUGACAGAGCAGGGCAAGAUGGGUAAACCAGAUAUGUCCAGGCUGAGGUUGGCAGCAGCGUGUGCCCUACUGAAGCUGGCACAGGAGCCCUGCUACCAUGAGAUCAUCACCCUGGAGCAGUACCAACUCUGUGCCCUGGUCAUCAAUGAUGAGUGUUACCAGGUGCGCCAGGGCUUUGCCCAGAAGCUCCAUAAGGGUUUGUGCCGCCUGCGUCUGCCCCUGGAGUACCUGGCGGUGUUUGCCCUGUGUGCCAAGGACCCUGUGAAGGAGAGGCGGGCCCACGCCAGGCAGUGUCUGGUGAAGAACAUUACAAUCAGGAGAGAGUACCUUAAACAACACGCUGCCGUCAGCGAGAAGUUGUUCUCUCUGCUCCCUGAGUAUGUGGUCCCCUAUGCCAUCCACCUGCUGGUCCACGACCCAGACUACAUCAAGGUCCAGGACAUUGAACAGCUCAAAGACAUCAAGGAGUCUCUGUGGUUCAUCCUGGAGAUCAUCAUGUCUAAGAAUGAGAACAACAGCCAUGCCUUCAUCAGGAAGAUGGUGGAGAACAUCAAACAGACCAAGGAUGCACAGGCUCCUGCCGACGCCAAGAUCAACGAGAAGUUGUACACGGUGUGUGACGUGGCCAUGAACAUCAUCAUCUCUAAGAGCACCACCUACAGUCUGGAGUCUCCCAAAGACCCUGUCCUUCCCACACGCUACUUCACCAAGCCUGACAAGAAUUUCAGCAACACAAAGAACUAUCUCCCCCCAGAGAUGAAGUCCUUCUUUACACCUGGAAAGCCUAAAGCAGCUAACGUGUUAGGAGCAGUGAACAAGCCCCUGGCCUCAGCAGGCAAACCCAUCCAGAGUAAAGCAUCACGCAUGGAGACGGCUAGCAACGAGGAUAGUACCUCAAACCCCAGCUCUCCUCAACGCACCAAGACCAGACAUGACAGUGCAGAGGACCACAGUGAGAAUGAAGACAUCAUGAAGAAAGGAGACGCCUCCGACACAAAGGACAGUGACAAACCCCGGGGCCGUAAACGAGGCGCCGCCUCCAGUAACCUUGACGACAACCCUUCUCCUAAACCCAAGCGCGGCCGCAAGAAGGCAGCAGCAGUCGACCCCGAGGACCAAUGGGGAGAGGAGUCCCGACUCGGCGACGCCCAGACGGAAGACGAGCAGAACAGCCCGCCCAAAAAAGGGCGUAGGGGGCGAUCCACGAAGGCCGCGCCAGCCAAUCAGGAAACUCCAGCUAAGGGGAGGGGCCGGGGCCGGAAGAAGGCAACUCCUCCCCCUGAAGAAGAGGAUGAGGGAGGAGAGGAGGAAGAAGAGGAGGAAGAGGAAGAAGAGGAGAAUAUGGAGCUGAAGACUAAGGGAGGAAGACCAGCGCGGGCGGCAAGGAGAUCAACACAGAGUUCUGAGUCUGCUGAGUCCACCCCAGUGAAGAAGAGAGGCCGGCCGGCCAAGGCAGCAGCACAGCCCGCCAAGAAACAACCAGCGCGUGGCCGUGGUAAGGCAGCAGCACCGCCAGCAGCCAAAGAGGACUCUGAGGAGGAGAUGGAGACACCGGCUGAGGAAGAAGAGGAGGAGCAGGAGGAAGUGGAGAAGGAGGAAGAACAGACCACUCCUAAAGGUCGACGGAAGACCGGAGGAAGAAAAAGAUGAACAGAGGACAAGAAAAAAAGGGAAGGAGAGAGAGAGGUGGAGUGGAUCAUUGGACACUUGUCUUCUCUAAAGGAGAGAGGGAGCGAAGGAUAGAUGGAGAGAGUGGAAGAUGGGAGGGAUGGAGAUUAGACUUUUCUGAACUUUUCAUACGCUGACGCUCCUACCUUUACACACACACACACGCGCGCACACACACACACACACACACACACACACACACACACACACACACACACACACACACACACACACACUCUUAUAACAUCAGUAUCAAUAACCGUAAGUUGUUUUUGUGAUGCAUUGUGAUAUUGUUCACCACAUCUGUUCGAGAGAGAGAGAGAGAUCUCAAAUGAUGAAGAUCCCAUGAGUUGUAAAUAGUAUCUUUCAUGUCUGUGUUAUGGUUGUUUUGUUGAUUGACUGACUGGGUGCUGUUGUAUAGCUUUUAGUUCCUGUCUGUUCCAAAUGGUACUGUAUUCCCUAUAUAUAGUGCUCUACUUUGGUCUCUGGUCAACAAGAGUGCACAGUAUAGGGAAUAGGGUGUUAUUUUGGCCCCGGAUCUGAAAGUGCGCUACUUGUUUUACCCUCAAAAUGAAAUCAGUUUUUAAACAAGGCCUUUCAGCAAUGCUGUCUUUUUGUCAUGUUCCCCUGUGUCCUCUUCGCCUGAACCCUGACUUCAACUGAACCCUGACAUCAACUGAACCCUGACAUCAACUGAACCCUGACAUCAACUGAACCCUGACUUCGCCUGAAAAUCCUGACUUCGCCUGAAAAUCCUGACUUCGCCUGAAAAUCCCGACUUCGCCUGAAAAUCCCGACUUCGCCUGAAAAUCCCGACUUCGCCUGAAAAUCCCGACUUCGCCUGAAAAUCCUGACUUCGCCUGAAAAUCCUGACUUCGCCUGAAAAUCCUGACUUCGCCUGAAAAUCCUGACUUCGCCUGAAAAUCCUGACUUCAACUGAAAUCCUGACAUUAGAUUUCCCGUACAUUUACUAUUUUACUCUUUUGUGAAGUCAAUCAUGUAAUUUUUCCUUUGUAGUUUUUUAACAACAAAAAAAGUCAAUUGGUUUGUUUACAGCAUUGUAUAUUCACGCCUUGUUGAGUUGUCGUUUUUGUUUUUUUAAACCCUCUGGGAGAAAAUUUCAGAAAACUGUGUCGGAAUGUUGAAUGUUUAUUAUAAAUCAAUAAAGUUUUAGUGUUCGUUCCAUUUGA